AUGGCCUCAGGCGGGAUUCAGUACCUCUUCAAAGAGACCGGCUUGAACCUCGAGCCUCUGUCAGCGUCAGCGGUGGUGACGGUCCGAGUACCCGGAUCCUCCUCCUCCUCGACAGCGCCUGGCAAUAAGAGAUUGACGGCUAGUGGUGGCAGUGGUAGUGGCUUCGGCGUCGAGGACGAGACGACGUUUCGAUCUCAGAACCUCGCGUCCGCGUCUUCGAUAUACCACCGUCAGCACCAUGACACGCCGCGCAGCUUCCUCUGGCGCGUGCUGGAAGACGGGACGACGCUGAGCGUGCGCGCCGUCGACGUCUGCCGGAGGGACAGGGCCGCCGCCGACGCGCCUCUCAUCCUCAACUUCCACUUCGAGACGCCCCUCCUGCCCGGAUGCGUGGCCCUGGCUGACCCGCGCGAGCACGACGCCCUGUGCGUCUUCGCGCUCGACCAGUCGCACGUUCUGUGGACGUUCACCCUGCGCCCCGACCUGUUCAGGAAGAGGGCCGCCGUCGACGCCGGCCUGUCCGACCUGGCGAAGCGGUAUGCGCCCGCCGGACUGUCGUUUAAGCACCCUCACCGCAUGGUGGCUGUGUCUGCCGACACCCUGCUCGUCACGGUCAAUGACGGUGGCCUGAUGCGUCUCGACAGGACCACACCAGAUGAUGCCUCGCAAGGCCCUUGGAAGGAUUCAUUCUUCAAUGUCCAGGGGUGGAAGCAGAACCUGCGCAGCCUCCUCCCCUUCCAGGGCAACCACACCAUCCGGUACGGAAAGAUCAACAUGGAGUACAGCGCCGCGACGUCGGUGCAGGUGACGUCCCUCGGCGUGGAGGACUGCCUGUACGCCGUGACGGUCUGCCUGGACCACCGGAUGCGCAUCUGGAACCUCGCAGACGGCCAGAUCCUGCACACGGGCGACAUACUCGACGUCGACCGCCCGCCGCAGGAGGUGGGCAGGUGGGUCAUCGACCCCUUCCAGUCCAACCUGGUGCAGGUGGUGGGCCGCACGCGCGGGCAGAGGAUCUGCGCGACGUACUCGCCCGUGGGGGCCGGCGAGUUCAAGUUCUGGAAGAUCUCCGCCAAGGGCACGCACACGGUGGUGGUCGAGGACCUGUUCCCGCGCAUCAGGCUCGCGCCCAAGACGCCGUCGACGUCGGACGUGUGGACCCUGGCCGACUUCGUCCUGUCCAGCCCGGAGGAGGGCCAGAUCAACCUGUGGACGCUGUGGAAGAACAACAUGACGUACAAGGUGCAGAGGCUGCCGCUCGACCGACGCGACAUGGCCAAGUCGUGGGCCGAGAGCUGGGAGGGCGUCUUCGCCGAGACACGCGACUGGGCCCCCGCCUCGUCGGGCUCCUGGGAGCCCACCGAUGUCACGGAGAAGUGGCUGCAGGCCAUCCUCCAGCCCGGACGCUUCACGAAGGCGACGCUCGCGACGGCGCUGUCUAUCUACGAGCAGGGCCUGGGCCUGGGCGCCUCGAGAGACGCCACCAGAGGGCGCGGCAUCGCCGAGGCCAUCUGUACCGUGCUGGGCGCGACGGCCUCGCUGGACCGCGGGGCCUCGGGCUCGGCCGACUACGAGCAGUUCCGCGCGUCGGGGGAGACGCAGUGGCGCCGCUUCUACCGCCUGCUCCUGGAGCUCGACAAGCAGAGGGGCGAGGCCAUCGGCCUCGCCGUCGACCCGGCCACAGACCUAGCCUGGGUGGUCUGCACGGACCUCCUGUCGGCCAUCCGGGACUGCAGCGCCCUGGAGAUGCUGUACUACAACCUGCAGUCGCCGGCCGAGGACCAGGCGCAGCAGGCCGCGCUGAUCCAGUCGGCCAUGGUCUUCGUCGACGGCUUCUCGGACGGCUUCGUGCACAUGUGCGAGGCGGUGCUCCGGCCCGAGAUUUUUGAGGAGUCGUCCAGGACCGACCUCGAGCGCAUCCAAUACUUCUCGGACAAGUCGGGCUUCUGGCGGGGCAUCACCGACGACGACUGCGCCCAGGUGGUCAAGUACCUGGGCGACAACUUCUCCGUCGUCACCGACGAGCUGUACGCCGAGCUGCUCGACCUCAUCUCGGCGCCCCUCGAGGCCAAACGCCAGGACCUGCGCCACCCCCUCAGCGACUUCGGCCGCAGGCUCACCAUCAAGGCUGUGCAGGAGACCAUCGACCUGUACUGGAAGGUGUGCUUCAGCCAGCUGAUCCUGCUCGUCCACAUGGAGUUCGAGUUUGACAACGAGGACGACGCCCUCCACCACCGCGUCGACAUCGGCUCCGCCUACCGCCAGCUCGUCGACGCCCUCCGCCGCCUCGAGCUCCUCAGGUGGCUGGCCAGAACCGAGACGUCGGUAUCCCUGCCCCCCCAGGCCAAGUCGUCCUCGGCAUCGUCCUCGCUACCGUCAGACGCCAGCCCUGCCACCGUCCGCGCCAGCGGCGGCAACAAGUGGUCUGGCUCCGGCGAUGACUACCAGGUUGUGACGGCCCUUGAGGCCAACCUGGGUCACCUGCUCGGCUUCGGCGGGGACAUCUACCAGGACAUCUCCCUUGCCACGGCCCUGACGGACCUGGUGGCCAACCUGUGCGCCCCAGACAGCGACAUCGAGAUCUCGGCCCCGCUCAUCCAGUGCAACCUGCUGAGGCAGGAUAGGGCGGAUCUGGCCCUCGAGCUGUCCCUGUUCUGCGACCAGGAGCCCUUUUCUGUCUACGUACAGGCUCGUGUCUUCCUGGCCCUCAAGGAUUUCGAGUCGGCAGCGAACCACUUUAGAAAGGCAGCCAUUGGCAUGGGCACCGAAUCUUUCCGAGUGGAUCGGCAUAGCAGCGGCCUGCUCGACGAUACAGAAUGGAACAUGCUGAACAAGGGGGUGGGCAAGUACUAUUCCCACGUGGUGGCGCUGUUCGAGCGGUCCAGGGCCUUCUCGUACGUGAUCGAGUUCUCUCGGUUAGCGGUGCAGUUCAUGGGCGACGGCGACGGCGGCGACAACCUGACGCGGAUCGACCUCCUGAGCCGGCUGUUCAACGCGGCGGUGCAGACGUGCCAGUUCCAGCUGGCGCACACGACGCUCCUGUCGCUGUCGCAGCAGGACAGCGCGCUGCGGCACUCGAGCCUACGCAAACUGGUGGACAGGAUGUGCGAGACGUACCACAACACUGAGCUCGUGGCCCUACCCUUCCCGGGCAUGCAGCAAGACGUGGACGAUCUGCUGGCGGACCGGUGCCGCAACGCCAUGGACGUGGUCCACGGCUUCCCCUACCAUCAGGUCCUGUACUCGUGGAGGGUGCGGCACUCGAACCUCCGCGGCGCCGCGUCCGUCAUCCUCGACCGCAUACAGAAACUCCGCCUGGCCGGUGAGGGCGACAAGUUCUCCGGCGAUGACGACCUCGACACCCCCGUCACCAGGCAGUACCUCCUCCUCAUCAACGCCCUCAGCUGCGUCGACCCCAAGCAGGCGUGGAUAUACGACGAGGGCGUCCCCACCCAGCGUAACGCAGGCCUUCCCGCCUCUACCAAGAGGAAGGUCGUCUCCCUCGCUGACAUCCGAAAGCAGUACCAGGAAGAACUUGAUAGGAUUGCCGCCAUACAGAAUAACCAGUUUGGUUUCCAACCCGAUGAUGACGUGGAGAUUGUGUAG
This is a messenger RNA of Geosmithia morbida, 3606 nucleotides long. RefSeq names its product nuclear pore complex protein Nup160. Gene Ontology annotation, molecular function: structural constituent of nuclear pore. Gene Ontology annotation, cellular component: nuclear pore. The transcript is spliced from 3 exons. NCBI's taxonomy places the organism in Eukaryota, Fungi, Ascomycota, Sordariomycetes, Hypocreales, Bionectriaceae. The coding region runs from base 1 to 3606 and encodes 1201 amino acids. The record is from RefSeq and is a predicted model, not a curated record.